Messenger RNA from Acaulospora colombiana, 1101 nucleotides. The record is from the annotation of a GenBank genome assembly. NCBI's taxonomy places the organism in Eukaryota, Fungi, Glomeromycota, Glomeromycetes, Diversisporales, Acaulosporaceae.
AUGGCAGCAGACAUAUUAAUGAUGGACUCUUUUGUGGACUAUCUAGAGGCAGAGUUAAUCAGAGACAAGAAAUCUUGGAUAAACGAGAAAAACAGCGAAGUAUUAUUCAUAGCAUUACAAAUAUCUCGUUGCAAGGAAUUAGUAUCUUUAUGUAAUGACGCGAUAUUAAGGCAUCCGAAGGUUUUCGUCAGUUCUAAAGAAUUCCUGUUCAUGCCGCAUGACUAUAUGAUCGGUCUAUUGGAACGAGAUAUAUUAGGGUUAGACGAAGUCGACAUUUUUGCAGCUGUGGUAAUGUGGGGCAUCAACAAUACACCGGGAAUUUCAUUAACGGACGAUUUUUCAACGUGGACAACUGAUAACAUCACCACAUUACAAUCCAACGUAAUUCAGCUAAUAUCAUUGGUAAGGUUUUUCCAUAUGCCACCGGACGAUUUCAUCAAAAAGGUUGGACCGCUGACAAAGGUUUUCGCUCCGGAACUAUAUGAUCAAGUUAUCGAAUAUCAUUCUAAAACCCAAUUCCAAUUUAUAUACGACGUAUUACCCUUGCGUUUUAAUUCAACAAUAAUUAAGGAGAAGGAGGAGCCAGCAUUGAUUUCCUAUUGGAUAAGUCACCCAGAAACCGAAUGCGACCUUCCGGAGAAUCCACCAUUCACAUCUUUUGACAAAAUACCUUUUGACUUUCAUUUAAUUUUUCGCUGUCACGGCAACGAAUUGGCGGAAGCAAAAUGGAGGGAUUUGUGUUACAAUCAAGGUCCAACGAUGACGAUAAUUAGAACAAAAAAUCAAAACGAGGAUGAAGCAGUAUUUGGAGGGUACAAAUCGAUCAGUUGGUCAACCGAAAACCGAAACACUCAUAUUGGUGGCGACGGCUUCAUAUUUGGAUACCUGUGGCAGCAACGAAAGCUACUUCUGCCUUGGAUGCUCCGAGUGAGAAAUCAUCUUGAUGCAGAUAUGUUUCUGGGGGAUGGAGUUGAAGUAUUUAUUGAUUUUCGUCAUGGUGAAAAGUUGUUGGCUCACGCCAAUGGAUUUGAAGAUUUGGAGGAAACAAUCGAAGAGUUGGAAGUCUUUCGAGUAGUAAAAAAAGCAAUGGAUGAUGGGUGA